Messenger RNA from Sus scrofa (pig), 1444 nucleotides. NCBI's taxonomy places the organism in Eukaryota, Metazoa, Chordata, Mammalia, Artiodactyla, Suidae. The record is from RefSeq and is a predicted model, not a curated record.
UUCUCAUUGCGUUGUCCAGGGUCCAGGGCGUGCCAGGCCAACAGUGGAUACUCCAUAAGUAUUUGUUGGACCAGUUAAGGCGGGACUGCAGGAACGCCUCCAGCCCUGGCACGGUGUCUGUCGCUCACUCAGUGCCCAGCAGAGACUGAUUCCAGGCACAGGGGAUGGCAGGUGCAAAGGCACAGCACGUCGGACUCCUAGUGGGACCGGAAGGCGAGGACAAAGCUGAGAAACUGACGGGAGCAGGAGGCGAGGAGGGCCUUGAACGCCCAGACAAGGAUUUGGGACUUGUCCUCCCGUCCUCCCGGCGUGGGUGUGGUUGCAGGCAGCAGUCCCUGGGGCUGGGGCUGCCGGUGGGGUCCUCAUGGGUGCUGUGGGGAGGAGAACAGCCUGGGCUGGGGAGCGCAGGGCCCCAGGGCUGUGAACAGGGACCUGUGCUAGCACCUGCCACGCGUUACUCUCUCCCUCCCUCUCUGCGUCUUUGUGCGUUUCGCUUCCUUUCGCAGUAAACGUUCUUCCGAGAAAUUCCAAGGGGAUCUCAGCCAAACGGAGGGGGGAAGGGAUCCUUCCCAAGCCUGGGGAGACCGAAGGGCACCGCUCCCCGCGCCGUCCGCGUCGCCCGGAGCCCGGAGUCGCGACACCCCAGGGAUGCCUGCGCCCCAGACGACCCCCGACCACAGCCCCCGCGCUUUCGCAAGGCCUGUCUGGAGCAUGUUGCCUGCAGCCAUGAAGGGCCUCGGCCUGGUGCUGCUGGCCGCCCUGCUGUGCUCUGCGCCGGCUCAGGGCCUGUGGUGCCAGGACUGCACGCUGACCACCAACUCCAGCCAUUGCACCCCGAAGCAGUGCCAGCCGUCGGACACGGUGUGUGCCAGUGUUCGGAUCACAGAUCCCAGCAGCAGCAGGAAGGAUCACUCCGUGAACAAGAUGUGUGCCUCGUCCUGUGACUUCGUGAAGCGGCACUUUUUCUCAGACUAUCUGAUGGGCUUCAUUAACUCUGGGAUCUUGAAGGUGGACGUGGCCUGCUGUGAGAAGGACCUGUGUAACGGGGCCGCCAGGGCGGGGCGCAGCCCCUGGGCGCUGGCCGGGGGCCUCCUGCUCAGCCUGGGGCCCGCUCUCCUCUGGGCUGGGCCCUGAGGUCCCCUCCCUCCCGCAGGGCUUCUGAGCCUUUCCCAUCCCACCCGCGCCUGUGGCUGCCCUCCCCCCAGCCUGGUCGGGCUGGCACUGGGGGCAGCCUUGGCCCCGCUCCCAGUCUCCGCCUUCGUUCUUUCCUGUCUCUGCACCAGCUCCAGGUCUCAACCAGCAGGACCUCUCCAGGAAUCGGGGGCCUGGCAGGAGGCCGGGGGCGGGGGGGGGGGGGGCCCCGGGACCCUAGGUCUCAGGCUGCCCAACAGCCUGGCUCUGAGGGCAUCUUCUCCGGAGAAAUAAAGUCACUUCUAAGUCCAGA